This is a messenger RNA of Durio zibethinus, 2492 nucleotides long. Its product is annotated as putative xyloglucan galactosyltransferase GT14. Lineage: Eukaryota; Viridiplantae; Streptophyta; Magnoliopsida; Malvales; Malvaceae. Gene Ontology annotation, molecular function: glycosyltransferase activity. The record is from RefSeq and is a predicted model, not a curated record.
CCUAGUUCUUACAUAUGGUGAGAGAAAACAAAGGGAUGGAGGGCCAUUUGUCUUUAAUCUCACGACAAGUAACGGACGUUUGCUCGCUAAUCUAGACGCUUUAAAACUCCCUUUGUCUAAUGCAAGAAUCUAAUGGCAAUGGAAUCCCCUGUACUUUCACCUCAAGUUAAGGUCCUCCUCAAUACAUCAAGCCUCAGAUCAAGGAAACAAGGCCGCCACUAAAAAGCAAACAGCCACUGUUUCUCAAUUGUUUUUUAUGCAGUUCUCAGAACUCUCUCCAUUUUCCUUCCUGUUUCUGGCUGUUGUUUCGGGAAUUUGCAGAGGAAAGAAGCCUGUCUAGAGAAAAUGGAAAAUCCCAUCACUUCAAAGUGCUGCAACAAUCAACCCUGGUUUGUGCUCCUUGUCUUUUCUGUUUUCUGUUUAGAGUUGCUUUGCUUUGAUUACUCAGCUCUUACUGGUAGAAAAACUGGGGUCACUACUUUGGAUAGCAAUCAUGAAAAUGCAAUCAGUACCCAAAAUUCUCUAUCCCAUGAUUUCACUGAAAUUUCUAAUGAUAGCAUUUCUCAACUGCCCGAUAGCCCACCUGUCAAUAUUUUGGUGAACAGAACUGAUGAGGCCAACAAAAUGGCUGACAAAGAGGAAGAAUUGAAAGGGGAAACUGAGGUGGAUUCUUGUUUGGGAAGAUAUAUAUUUGUUCAUGAUCUUCCUAUUAGAUUCAAUAAGGAUUUGGUUAAGAAUUGUCGGUUGCUUACCAGGGGAACUGAUAAAAACAUGUGUCUAUACUUAGAGAACUUGGGCUUUGGUCCUCAAAUUGAAAACCCUGAAAAUGUUUUGCUGAACAAUAGCUGGUUUUUAACAAAUCAAUUCUUGUUAGAAGUCAUGUUUUACAACAAGAUGAAAAUGUAUGAAUGUUUAACCAAUGAUUCAUCUGUAGCAUCAGCUGUAUUUGUACCGUUUUAUGCUGGUCUUGACAUGAGCAUGUAUCUUUGGGGUUUCAACAUUUCAGUUAGAGAUUCUGCUUCCCUUGGUCUAGUUAAGUGGCUAGCAGACAAGCCUGAGUGGAAAAGAAUGUGGGGUAGAGAUCACUUCUUAGUUGCUGGAAGGAUUGCUUGGGAUUUCAGGAGACAAACAGAUAAUGAAUCCGAUUGGGGCAGCAAGCUUAGGUUCUUGCCUGAAUCCAAGAACAUGUCAAUGUUGUCAAUAGAAUCAAGCUCCUGGAACAAUGAUUAUGCAAUUCCAUAUCCAACAUGUUUCCAUCCUUCAAAGGACGGUGAGAUUUUCCAGUGGCAGGAUAGAAUGAGAAGGCAAGAGCGGCACUAUCUCUUCACCUUUGCUGGUGCUCCUAGGCCUGAAUAUCAGAAUUCCAUCCGGGGCAAGAUUAUAGAUCAAUGCUUAGCUUCAAAGAAUCAGUGCAAGUUGCUGGAUUGUAAUUAUGGUGCAACAAAUUGUGAUAACCCGGUGAAUGUAAUGAGGGUUUUUCAGAGUUCAAUCUUUUGCUUGCAGCCUCCAGGGGAUUCAUACACAAGAAGAUCAAUUUUCGACUCGAUUUUGGCAGGGUGCAUUCCAGUAUUUUUCCAUCCGGGUACAGCAUAUGCCCAAUAUAAAUGGCAUUUGCCAAAGAAUCAUACUAAAUACUCAGUGUAUAUAGCCGUAAAGGAUUUAAGCGAAUGGAAAAUCAACCUCAAUGAAACAUUACUCGGAAUAUCAGAAGACAAGAUAUUGGCUUUGAGAGAGGAGGUUAUAAGGCUAAUUCCAAGAGUAGUUUAUGCAGAUCCAAGGUCUAGACUAGAGACUCUUGAGGAUGCAUUUGAUUUAGCAAUUAAGGGUAUUCUUGAGAGAAUAGAAAGUGUUAGGAAUAUGAUCAGAGAAGGGAAGGAUCCUAGCGUUGGAUUUGCAGAUGGGGAUGAUUAUAAGUACACAUUUUCUCUUUAUGGAAAUGGCAUUUGAAUUUAUUACAAUAGGAAUUCAUCAGUAUGUUGUUUAUGGUUCAGCUCAAACAAACAUAAUGAUAUGUUUAAUUCAUUCCUUACAAUCUCAUAUAUAUAUAUAUAUAUAUAUAUCUUUUGAUCUCUUUUGUAGUCCUCUAUCUCAAUAGUUGUACUUGCGUGAUAAGAAUAUAAUAAAUUUCUGAGUGAUAUCUGAAAUUUGGUUUUGUUUGGGAUUUUACUCACUCUCUCUUUCUUUUAUAAACCAAAAAGGAGGAAAGAAAACUCUGAAUCCUUCAUCAUCAGAAGCAUUUUUCUAAUUGCUGAUCGUUUUUUCUUUUGCAAUUGCUCCUGCUAAGAAGCUUAUGGUUUAACAGCGUGUACAGAGGUACUAGAUGACUGGGACCAGGAAUCUGAGAUCUAUGCCCUCUUUGAGUUUAAUUGGAUAGUUUAGGGAUUUCAAAUGCUCAAAUUAAUCUCCCUUUCUCAUUAAUUUAUUGUUGGGAUGGAAUCAUUCUUGUUUCAUUAGGCUUUGCACAUUAGUUUAAUUAUGUUGAUAAUCAUUCU